This is a messenger RNA of Podospora anserina S mat+, 234 nucleotides long. RefSeq lists its product as uncharacterized. Lineage: Eukaryota; Fungi; Ascomycota; Sordariomycetes; Sordariales; Podosporaceae. The record is from RefSeq and is a predicted model, not a curated record. The transcript has a single exon. Bases 1 to 234 code for a protein of 77 amino acids.
AUGCAUCUUUUUCAAAACUUUCACAUCCUUCUGCUCCCCCAACACCUCCAUUCCAAGAAACAGUUGCAACGUUCGCGGGAUGUGGAAGAGAUUGGUACGUGGGGUUCUUGGUUGCUCAUUGUUUCCUGUCCAACCAUCCAAGAUGCCUUGCAGAUGAUGGAUGCAAAGCUAUGCCUGCACACCACCUUCAAUUUCACCUUCCGGGAGUUGUGCGGUGUGAGGAAGGUGUCCUAG